This is a messenger RNA of Xenopus tropicalis (tropical clawed frog), 1299 nucleotides long. RefSeq names its product mitochondrial ribosomal protein S12 (gene mrps12). Gene Ontology annotation, biological process: translation. Gene Ontology annotation, molecular function: structural constituent of ribosome. The transcript has 3 exons. Gene Ontology annotation, cellular component: ribosome; small ribosomal subunit; mitochondrion. Bases 16 to 651 code for a protein of 211 amino acids. NCBI's taxonomy places the organism in Eukaryota, Metazoa, Chordata, Amphibia, Anura, Pipidae. The record is from RefSeq and is a predicted model, not a curated record.
CUAGUUAGUAGUAGAAUGAGAAACAAGGUGGGACUGGGCGGGGCCACAGGACCAACAAACUCCAACGAAUACCUUUUGCUUCGCUUCUGCGGCUGUAGGAACCCGGAAGCUCCCCCAUCACGCAGCUACCCGCACCAUAGCAAGAGCAAGGCCUCCCGGCUUCCGCCAGUCGUCACUGUAACAUCAGCUUUCUUCAGAAUGUCAUCCACUGUAAUCCAGAGCUUUGCCUCUACAGCUGUCAGAUCAGGUUUCAUCCCAUUCUCUAGGGUUCUUGCCCAGUGGAUGUUCCGGGCCUCCACACCAUGCAGCUCGCAUAGCAUGGCCACCCUGAACCAGAUGCAUCGUGCAGGCAAGCCCAAGCCUGAUCCUCCUAAAUUGGGUCCCACCUUUGGCUGCCCGCAGCUCAAGGGUGUGGUUUUAAAGACCAUGAUCCGAAAGCCCAAGAAACCAAACUCUGCCAACCGCAAAUGUGCUCGUGUUCGGCUCAGCAAUGGCAAAGAAGUGAUUUGCUUUAUACCUGGAGAGGGGCACAACCUGCAGGAACAUAACAUUGUCUUGGUGGAGGGGGGUCGCACUCAGGACCUGCCGGGGGUGAAGCUCAAGAUUGUCAGAGGCAAAUAUGACUGUGCACAUGUCAAGAAGAAGAAAUAAUGUUUAAUUUUGCUGACCACACCAUCCUCAUUUUGUUCCAAAUAAACAUUAUUCCUAUACAGCAGGGUCCCAAACCUUUUUUUUUUAAAAAAAAGUUAGGGGCAAGGCAAGCAUGAAACCUUCCUAGGGGGUGCCCAAUAAGUGCUGUGAUUGGUGAUUUGGACAGGCAGACUACAGGAAGCUCUGUGUGGCAGUGCACAUGGUUUGUAUGCCUCCAAGUCAGAAAUUGAAAAAUGUGCACCAGCUCUAAGGCCCCUGGGAGCAACAUCAAUGGGAUGGUGAGCAACAUGUUGCGCACAAGCCACUGGUUGGGGAUCACUGCUCUACAUUGUUAAAAUAAGGCUCUACUUUAAGUGGACAUUUUAUGGACAUUUCUCUAGAAAAAGCAUUACUUUUCUCUGGAAAAGAUUUGAAGAUUAUUUAGCAUUAAAAAUUAAAACUGCUUUAUUAAUCCCAACUUUACAUUUUCAACUGAUAGAGACAAAAUCCCAUUUACUUCUAAGUGUGCUGUUUUUAAAUAUUGCUUGCUUUGAAUAGAAUUUUUUUUUUUUACUGGGGUUUACGAUAUAUCACUUAAAAACUUAUAAUUGAUUUAUCAAAAUGUGAGUUUAGAGCUUAAUACAUUAAAAAAACCUUGCCUAAAUUCUA